AUCUCCUGACCUCGUGAUCUACCCGCCUCAGCGUCCUGCUGGGAUUACAGGCGUGAGCCACUGUGCCCGGCCGCCUAGGGAUUUUCAGGUACAGGCUGAGUGUGAAGCAUUUUAGCACAAGCUGGUUUAACGUGUGACCCUAAAGAACUGGAAACCCAAAGGAACCAAUAUUCCUGCCCCACAGAGUUCCAUCUUCAGUGAGGCUGUUUCUGGAGUUUAUAUGAUGACCAAGGUACUAGGCAUGGCCCCAGUUCUGGGCCCUAGGCCUCCACAGGAGCAGGUGGGGCCUCUGAUGGUAAAAGUCGAGGACAAAGAAGAGAAAGGCAAGUGCCUUCCUAGCCUGGAGAUGUUCCGCCAGCGGUUCAGGCAGUUUGGGUACCAUGACACCCCCGGACCCCGAGAGGCCCUGAGCCAGCUCCGGGUCCUCUGCUGUGAGUGGCUGAGGCCCGAGAUCCACACCAAGGAGCAGAUUCUGGAGCUACUGGUGCUGGAGCAGUUCCUGACCAUCCUGCCCCAGGAGCUCCAGGCCUGGGUGCAGGAACACUGCCCGGAGAGCGCUGAAGAGGCUGUCACUCUCCUUGAGGAUCUGGAGCAGGAACUGGAUGAGCCAGGACACCAGGUCUCAACUCCUCCAAAGGAACAGAAGCUGGUAUGGGAGAAGAUACCCUCCUCGGGAACUGCAAAGGAAUCCCCGAGCAGCGUGCAGCCACAGCCCUUGGAGACCAGUCACAAAUACGAGUCUUGGGGGCCCCUGUACAUCCAAGAGACUGGUGAGGAGCAGGAGUUCACUCAAGAUCCGAGAAAGGCCCGAGAUUGCAGAUUGAGUACCCAGCAUGAGGAAUCAGCAGAUGAGCGGAAAGGUUCUGAAGCAGAUGGGCUCAAAGGGGAUAUAAUUUCUGUGAUUAUCGCCAAUAAACCUGAGGCCAGGUUAGAGAGGCAGUGCGUAAAACUUGAAAAUGAAAAAGGAACAAAACCCCCUCUUCAAGAGUCAGUCUCCAAGAAAGGUAGAGAAUCAGUUCCUACUAAACCUACCCCAGGAGAGAGACGUUAUAUAUGUGCUGAGUGUGGCAAAGCCUUUAGUAAUAGCUCAAAUCUCACCAAACACCGGAGAACACACACUGGGGAGAAACCUUACGUGUGCACCAAGUGUGGGAAAGCUUUCAGCCACAGCUCAAACCUCACCCUCCACUACAGAACACACUUGGUGGACCGGCCCUACGACUGUAAGUGUGGAAAAGCCUUUGGGCAGAGCUCAGACCUUCUUAAACAUCAGAGAAUGCACACCGAGGAGGCGCCGUAUCAGUGCAAAGAUUGUGGCAAGGCUUUCAGUGGGAAAGGCAGCCUCAUUCGUCACUAUCGGAUCCACACUGGGGAGAAGCCUUAUCAGUGUAACGAAUGUGGGAAGAGCUUCAGUCAGCACGCAGGCCUCAGCUCCCACCAGAGACUCCACACCGGAGAGAAGCCAUAUACGUGUAAGGAGUGUGGGAAAGCCUUCAACCACAGCUCCAACUUCAAUAAACACCACAGAAUCCACACUGGGGAAAAGCCCUACUGGUGUCAUCACUGUGGAAAGACCUUCUGUAGCAAGUCCAAUCUUUCCAAACAUCAGCGAGUCCACACUGGAGAGGGAGAAGCACUGUAACUGCCACGUGCACUCGUGUUGUUGUUGUGGUUGUGUUAAACUUUAGCAUUUGAACACCAGGAAGAAGUCUUGUUGCAGCAGCAUUGAUUCCAGCGAUAGAGUUUGUGUCACUCAACAUCAGGGGAUCCUGAGGAGUGAGAGCUCCACAGCAACACGACAGGCAGGAGGAGGUCCUCAGAAGGUGUCAGGAGGUUCCACACUUGCCAGUUCACUGGAGCCAGAGUCCCUUCCCCACACUUAGGGUCCCAGUAAACCAUGCCAGCAUUACCUUUUGCAUAGUUAAACUGAUGUGUAUCCAGGCUAGUUAAGGAAGAAACAUUAAGACUGUUUAAUUUUUAACAUAUAUUCAAGAAUUUUAAUUUGUAAAUAAUUGAGCCACAUUGAACACAAUUGAAUGAGAUUCAGAAUAAACUUGUAACAUCUUGUAA
This is a messenger RNA of Rhinopithecus roxellana (golden snub-nosed monkey), 2070 nucleotides long. It is a transcript of the gene ZSCAN21, whose product is annotated as zinc finger and SCAN domain containing 21. The record is from RefSeq and is a predicted model, not a curated record. The transcript is spliced from 4 exons. Gene Ontology annotation, molecular function: DNA-binding transcription factor activity; RNA polymerase II cis-regulatory region sequence-specific DNA binding. Gene Ontology annotation, biological process: regulation of transcription by RNA polymerase II. The coding region runs from base 221 to 1642 and encodes 473 amino acids. NCBI's taxonomy places the organism in Eukaryota, Metazoa, Chordata, Mammalia, Primates, Cercopithecidae.